Molecule: messenger RNA, 7639 nt
Organism: Sphaerodactylus townsendi
Lineage: Eukaryota; Metazoa; Chordata; Lepidosauria; Squamata; Sphaerodactylidae
Product: zinc finger protein 84-like
Exons: 13
Coding region: 338-4270 (1310 amino acids)
Biological process (GO): regulation of DNA-templated transcription
Source: RefSeq, a predicted model, not a curated record
GCCCCCAUUCCAGAGGGGGAACGGGGCCAUUGAUUUUCCCAGCCAGGAGCUGGGGAGUUGCAGGCGCCUUUGGGGGCAGGGGGGGCAUUUGAGGCCGCGUUGGGAAAGGAAGGGCUGUCUUAGCAUUCGCCGGCCUUUUCUACAAAGCAGAUAUGACUGCUGUCUUCCACUUUUGCUUGUGAAAUGCAUUCUGGUUUCGACAAAGCACUCGUUCACUCACAAGGACAACGUAUCAGCUUUGCGGGACUCAGGAGCCCCGCCAAGUGGGGCAGCUCUCGUGGAAGAGUGUGGCAGGCCUGUGGCACUGCCGGAGACUUCUUUGGGGCUCUGAUUGAGGAUGGAAGAGCUGGGCUCAAGUGGACCUCACACAGGAAAAUCAUGUGAUGCUUUUGGGGCCAGGAGCAGUGAGGAAUUCUGGGGGAAAACAUUACAGAAAAUCCUGGGCGACACACUGAGCAGCCCAAAUGCCCAGCAUCUGCAUUUCCGGCAUUUCCACUCCCCAGAAGCAAGGGGACCCCGAGAGGUUUGCAACCAUCUCCAUGACCUUUGCCGCCAGUGGCUGAAGCCUGAGAGACACACCAAAAACCAGAUCCUUGACCUGGUGAUCCUGGAGCAGUUCCUGGCCAUCCUGCCCCCAGAGAUGGAGGGCUGGAUCCGGGAAUGUGGGCCGGAGACCAGUUUCCAGGCAGUGGCCCUGGCGGAAGUUUUCCUGCUAAGCCAGGCAGAAGACAAGAAUCAGGACCAGCUGGUGCAGGGACCAUUUCCAGAACUGACUAGUAAUUUCCCCGAAGCAGAGAAAGCUCCUUUGGACACCAGCCAGAGGUUACUGUUCGAUGAGAUCACGCAGGAGAGUGACCAAAGGGCUUCCGCACUGGGUGACGGAAUGGCCUUAGCGAUGCAUAUCAGGUUGUCGCUUCUUUGUGACGGGGAGGAGCCGUCUGCUGUGCAACCGGAUCAGGGCCUGCUGACCUUUAAUCAGGUGGCCAUGCAUUUCACUGAUGGGGAAUGGGCCCUCCUGGAUGCAGACCAAAGAGCCCUGCAUAGGAAGAUCAUGGAGGAGAACUGCCAGAAUGUGGCCUCUCUGGAAGGUCCUCUGAUUCGCAAUCUGGAUCUCAACUCCUGGCAGGAAGAAGGAGAAGCUCGAUUUGUCCAGGGUUUCAAGGAAGAAUCAUUAAGAAGUUGCAUGGGUUCUGUUAAUCCCUCUGGAUCUUACUGGUUUCCCUCAGAUGAAUGGCAUGAGGGGCAGCCACUCAGGGAGAUGUUGGGAAGAAGCAAGCCUGAAGAGGUGGAACAGCACAAAAUCAAAACAGAAAUAAAACAGGAAAGGGGAGAUGAAUACUCCAUUUCUCAGGAUUGCAAGGACUCUGAAAUCUCAACCCCACAAAAGACAGACACGGGAAAGGAAAUUAGUAAGUGUCCUGUGUGCCAGAAAAUCUUCCGUUGGAAAUCAAGCCUUUAUGCACACUGGAGAAUCCAUAAGGAGGAAAAACCAUUUCAGUGCUCAGAGUGUGGCAAGAGCUUUUGCCAGAAGGCGAACCUUAUUCGACACUUAGGAGUACAUACUGGGGAGAAACCAUUCCAGUGCUCAGAAUGUAGCAAGAGGUUUGGUCAGAGGGAUAAAUUGCUUAGGCAUCAAGGGAUUCAUACAGGGAAGAAACCGUAUUCAUGCUUACAGUGUGGAAGGCAUUUCAGAGACAAAACAGAUUUUACUUCCCAUCAGAGGGUCCACACAGGGGAGAACCCAUAUAAGUGCUUAGAGUGUGGGAAGAGUUUCUGUAAGAACUCAGACCUUACAAGACACAAAAGAAUUCACAUGGAAGAGAAAACCUAUCAGUGCUCAGACUGCAGCAUGGAUUUAUGUUACAAAUCAAGCCUUAAAGAUCAAGAGAGACUGCAUGCAGGAGAGGAGCCAUAUAAAUGCUCACAGUGUGGAAAGAACUUCAGUAAGAACUACGAACUUACCAGACAUGCAAGAAUUCACAUGGGAGAAAAACUCUACCAGUGCUCAGACUGUAGCAUGAGUUUUUCUCAAGGGGGAAGCCUUAGAAAUCAUCAGAGAAUCCAUACAGGGGAGAAGCCAUAUAAAUGCUUGAUGUGUGAAAAGAGUUUUGCUCAGAGGAUAAACCUUAAUUCCCACCAAAGAUUGCACACUAGGCACAAUCUGAACCAAUAUGGAAUAGCAGUUGAAGUGUUGGAUCCACCUCCAAGCUUCCAGGAAUUUCCCAAGCCGGAGUUGACAUCCCUAAAUGGAACACCAACAGUUCCAAUCCUGUCUGUAAAAGUUGACAGGCUAAAGAGAUUUGGAGCCCAGAUGGAAGGACAAGAGGCAGUGGGCUAUGAAGCCAGCCCAAAUCCUGGUGUCACCAAGCCUGGGAGCAGCAGGGAAUUCUGGGAAGUAACGAUGCAGAAGGAUCCAGAAGAGGACGCGGUUCCUUCAGAUGUGAAGCGUCAGCAUUUCAGGCAGUUUCACUACCAUGAGGCUGAGGGACCCCGAGAAACUUGCAGCCGACUCCACCAUCUUUGCUGCCAGUGGCUAAAGCCAGAAAGGCUCAGCAAGAAGGAGAUGCUGGACCAGGUGAUCCUGGAGCAGUUCCUGGCCAUCUUGCCCCCAGAGAUACAGAGCUGGGUCAGGGAAUGCGAGCCUGAGACAAGUUCCCAAGCAGUGGCCCUGGUGGAAGGUUUUCUCCUAAAUCCAGGAGGGGUUGACCAGAUAUGGGAGCCAUCUGCAGAAGGAGAUGCUGAUUUCUCUGAGAGAGCUCUGUGUGAUACUAGACAAAGGCCACUCUUCUGGAUGAUCACGCAGGGUGGUGACAGUGGUAUUUCUUCUCAAAGUGUUGGAACAAGACUGGCAAAGCAAAGCAUGCUGUUAUAUCCUAGUGAUGAAGCAAAAUCCACAUCUGUGCAGCCAGAUCAGGUACGGGAGGGCUUCCUGUCCUUUGAGGAGGUGGCUGUGGAAUUCACUAAUGAGGAGUGGGUGCUGCUGGAUCCUGGCCAGAGAGCCUUGUACGUCGAAGUCAUGCUGGAGAACUGUGAGAGUGUGGCCACCCUGGGUGAUGAAGGGAAGAAGGAAGGAGAGGUCCCUACAAAGUUAUUGGAUGGAGUUCGAUGUAAAAAAGAAGAUCAACCAGGAAAGGAAACGGAAGCAAAAUUGCACAAGUGGAAGAAAUCUGGUGUCAGGCAAGGCAACAACCACCAUUUAAUCUCAACUCAAAGCCGGUUAGGCCAAGCAAAGGAAAAGAGCCAGUGCCCAGUGUGUGGGAAAAGCUUCAAUUUUAAAUCCAGCCUGAAUGCUCAUUGGAGAAUGCACAAGGUUGAUAAACCAUUUGAAUGCAUGGAGUGCGGAAAGCAGUUAAGCACCACAGCAAGCUUUAAGACCCAUCAAAGAAUCCACACGGGAGAAAGACCAUUUAAAUGCUCAUUGUGUGGAAAGACCUUUAGCCAGAGCUCGGCUCUUACUUCCCAUCUAAGAAUCCACACAGGAGAGAAGCCAUACACCUGCUCAGAAUGCGGAAAGAGCUUCAGCCAGAGCUCAGCUCUGACUUCCCAUCAAAGAAUCCAUACGGGGGAGAAACCAUAUCCAUGCUUGGAGUGUGGAAAGAGUUUCAGUAAGACAACUGACCUUACGAGGCAUCAAAGAAUCCACACAGGAGAGAAACCAUACAAGUGUUCAGAGUGCGCUAUGAGUUUUUCUCAAGGAGGAAGCCUCAAAUAUCAUCAGAGGCUGCACAUGGAAGAAGAACCCUAUAAAUGCCUGGAGUGUGGGAGGAGCUUCAGUAAAAAUACAGACCUCACAAGGCACCAGAGAAUCCACAUGGAUGAGAAACCAUUUAAAUGCUCUGUGUGCAGCAAGAGCUUUACUCAGCGCUCGGUCCUGAUCUCCCAUCAGCGCAUUCACACGGGGGAGAAGCCAUUUUCAUGCUUGGAGUGUGGAAAGGGCUUUAUUAAGAAUUCUGACUUGACAAGGCAUCAAAGAAUCCACACGGGGGAGAAGCCUUACAAAUGUUCUGAGUGUCCCAUGAGUUUUUCUCAAGGAGGGAGCCUUAAAUAUCAUCAGAGGCUGCACCUUGAGGAAGAAACAUAUAAGUGCCUGGAGUGCGGAAAAAGCUUUAGCCAGAGUGUGAGCUUAGCUUCUCACCAGAUGAUGCACAUGGGAGAAUCUUGCAGACUGGAGAAAUAUCUGGAUGAUGAAAAGAAUUUCAGAUGGGGCACAGAUACAGAUGGAUUGACUAUCACACCAAGUACAGAAAUAAUCAAACUUGAGAUUCUCUGACCAAUCAAAUUUUUGUCAGAUCUGCAUUAGGGGAGAGGCUGUAUGAAUGCCCAGAUGUCUGUGAACUGUGUUUCUUGUGAGAAAAACAAGUGAGUGUAAGAAACAACAUUCAGUUGAAGCCAGGAAUUCAGAACAGCUUUGUCUUUUGGCGCAUGCAUGGUUGCUUGUUGUGAAUUUAUCCAGCCUUCCUGCCAUCAAUCAAAAACCCAUAUGAUUCGUAUGGCAAACUGUUAUUGAAAAGGAAAAAAACCACUGAAAUCUGUUUUAAAGAAUGCAAAAAGAUCCUUGCUGGAUCAGACCCAGUGUUCAGGAUCCUCCUAUUUAUUUAUUAUUAAGUUUAUAUUGACCAUCUAGGUGACCAUAGGAACCUUCAAGAAGGGUAUUAUGUUAACAGUUCACCUUCAGUUUUAAUUGAUUAUUCAUUUUUAGUAAAACUUACAUUUGUUCUGAAUCUGGAGGUUCCACCUUGCUUUCCCUGCUAUUAGCUAUUGAUAGACAACUGCUGGGACAUUUCUUAAGGUUUUGGAACCAUAUUUUGUGCUUUGAUUUAGAAUUGGGUAGAUUGUGUAUGCCAUUUUCAAACAAAUGUGUUUACUUUGCUUGGCUCAAAGGUGUCCUGUAUUCUCCAGUGUAAAUAAUAGUUGGCUUACAGAGGCGUGAAAUUGUCCUUUACACAUGAUGAAAACAUGCAAUUCUCUGCCUUGCAAAUGCAGCAGAUACCUCUAUCAGGUAUCAAGCAUUGAGGAACACUUCAGAUAUUUUCAAUCAGCGAGUCAUGUGCCUAAUACAUAGAUCUAGAAUUGUGUGUCUAAUUUUCCCUUUCCAUCUUGGGCAGGGGGGUUAUCCUGUAAGCUAAUGGAAUUUUUGUAUAAUGUUUAGUGACUUGCUUCAAACUCUGUAUUAGGGUCGCCUUUAAUGUCACAUAUCUAAGAACAGUGCCACAUUUUCUGCAAGCUCAUGUCUCAUUUAUCUUGAAUGUUCCCAAAAACUCAAAACACAAAGCUACGAUAAAGGAUUUCUCUUUGCUGUUUCUCAUUGUUGGUGACUGGACCAGAUCAGCAUUGGGAGCUUUGGAAAUUCUUCUUCCGUGCAUUCACUAACUGGAUGGAAUGUGGAACAUAUCUACUACUUUCCUUCAUUACAAGGUGACAAAGUUCUCCACUUGUCCUGGUCUCAGUGCUGACAAUCUCCUGCUGUCUGUAUGAAUUCUCUUCUAUGCUAGGGGCAAGUCACAGCUCAGAGUGAUUAGGUUUUUGUCCAGUGGGCAGACUGAUACCUGCCAAGCACUGUGGUCAUCAGCCACUACAGAACAUUAAAGUUCACAUCUGGUUACUUUCAGAUAGGUAACUGUUUUGGUCUGCACUAGAAGAGCAAAGUUUGAAGCAAGUAGCAUUUUAAAAGGCCAACAAGAUUUACAGAUGAAGAGAGCUUUGACUCUUGUAAGCUCAUACCUGUUGGUCUUUAAGGUGCUACUAGACUAGAAUCACGCCCUGUUAUGUGAGCUCACAGUGGUAUGACCAUGUCAAAAAGUUAUUGCUGGAUCCCUAUUUUAGAAUUACUACUGAGAAACCCGUCAAAAUAUUCUACCCAAGUUGGACUCUGUAUUAAAUCAAGGCCUAGCCUGCUUGCAAACAGGCAAAAAAUGUAAGGGUGUCAUUUGGACUGUUGAUUCAAACUAGACAAAUUUCAGAACGUGUUCUUGUCUGCCCUUUUCCUGACCCUGAAGAGUAUAUAUGGCAAAUAAUGCAUUUAUUUGGUAAGUACCAUUAUUUUAUCUCUCAUCUACGCAUCAUGAAGCUGCCUUAUGCUGAAUCAGCCAUUAUACUGAAUCAGCUGCCUUAAUCAGACCAUUGGUCCACUGAAGUCAGUACUCUCUACUCAGACUUGCAGAGUCUCAGGCAAAGGUCUUUCACACCACCUACUUCCUGGUCACCUUUAACUGGAGAUACCAGGGAUUGAAUUUGGGAUCUGCAUCACAACCAGAUGCUGUACCACUAAGCCACAGCCCCUCACAUAUCCCUAAAAAUACUUCCUUGAUUGUGAGUGUGGUGUGGUCAUUAAUGUGCUUGAAUAGAACUGGGGAGACCCAGGUUCAAAUCCUCAUUGACCUAAAGUUCACUGGGUGCCCUUGUACCUUGAUGAAGCAAGUGACCACAGGGCAUUUUCUGCAGUGGCGCCUCCUUUGUGGAACUCCCUGCCUUCAGCUGUCCGCUUAGCAUCUUCCCCAGUUCAGUUUUAGACUUCUGGUAUAAACAGUUUUAUUUAUCCCAGUAUUUGGUGUGUGUAUUUAAUUUUAAUAGUCUAGAUGUACUUCAGUUAAAUGUUGUAAUUUAUUUUAAAGUGGGAAAAUAAUGAAGCAUUGAACAAGAAAUAACUAAGUUGAAACCCUGUACUCUUCCCAUCUGAGACCAAAUCAAAGAAAUAGUAAUACAUAUAUGUGAAUGCACAGAAGCCGAUAUACAAAGAUCAGGACUACACCGGAAUGGUCUACAUUGUAAUUUGAAAGGUAUUUCCUUAAUAUGAGAUCAGCCAUGUUGGAGAGCUCAGUAUUCCAGGAAAAGCAGCCAUGCCAUCAAAGAAAUCAGUAGGAUGAGCUUCCUUGUCUGCUUUCACUGGAAGUGCAGGCAUUUUCAUCACCAAAAUAUGCCAGUCUGUGCCACCCGUGGAUUCUUAUAGGUGGUUGCUCUUUCCCACUCAACCCCACCACCAGUUGAGUGACCAGUGAAAAGAUGCAAUACUAAGUUCUUAUGAAUGACAAAUUUUCCAGCAUGAUUUCACAUACAGUGCCAGGAGAGUCCAUUCUUCCUUGGUGAAAUAUGUGUACACCUCUUCAAAACGUACUGAACUCUGGGGAGAAAGAGGAAAUGUUAGCUCGUUACUGAAGACCUUUAAUUUUUUUCUUUGACUUAAGCUGGAAGACUUCAGGGUUUUGUGUUUUAACAACCACAUUUUGAAGAUUCUGCUACCACAAAACCUAAUCCAUAAUCUUUACAGUCUCCUAAUUUAGUAAAGGUAUAAGCAAAGUGUUGCAGCAUGUAAGUAAAUACAAACUAACCUUGGUUGCCAUCGAAAUAUAAAGCUAACAACUAACCCUAACCUAACUUCUCACCAGCUUCUCAUCAUUUCAUGACUGCUCUAAGAAGUUACAUUUAAUUGAAUAUUGGUGCCAGCAUAGAAAGCAGCUGGUUAAGAAAUGUCUUCAUCCAUUACCAGUGUAGGAUGUUAAGUUAGCAUACACAGAAACCUUGAUAAGAACUUAAUGGGCAUGCGUUUUUAUGUCACACAACUACUCUGAUGCAAAAUGAUAAAUAAGUUUUGUACUUUUGACGAUCACUAAGAAGCAGUACAAUAAAAGCAUUCCUAACAAUA